Molecule: messenger RNA, 670 nt
Organism: Capsaspora owczarzaki ATCC 30864
Lineage: Eukaryota; Filasterea; Ministeriida; Capsasporidae
Exons: 1
Coding region: 53-310 (85 amino acids)
Source: RefSeq, a predicted model, not a curated record
CCUUCCUGCGCUCUGUCACAGCAGCACAAAACCAGCAACAACAGCUCCCACCAUGAACGUUUCUCAAGCAUCUCAAACGCUGAUGCGCGCCUUUGGCUCUGCGACGCGCGCCUCGUUCCCCGUGUCGCGAGCGCAGCACGUCAUCCAAAGCGCCGCAACGAUUGGCCAGAACGCUCCCAAGGCCGCCGUCAACGCGCGCUUUGACAUGCAGGCCCAGCGCCAGGCACAGCAGUACUGGGUCGACAUGGCCAAGAACCAGAAGCUGACUUCGAAUGCGCGGGUCUACGCAGACGUUCCUGCAAAGCCCUAAAAAACACUGACCGAAAGAGGGGCAGCAGGCUUUUCCCGGCUUUUCCCGGUUUUCGUCUUUCCUCUCUGUUCUCCUCCAUCUCUGUCUCCAUAACUCUGUCUCCAUAACUGUCUCUGUCUUUCUCUCUCUCUCUCUCUCUCUCUCUCUGUCUCUGUCUCUGUCUCAUUUGUUCGCUGUCCGAGCACGCUUUCUUCUCUCUAUUCUUCCUAUUUUUCCUCUUUUGUUUUCCCGCCAUCUCUCUCGCUCUUCUUUUUCACUUCUUCACUUCUCUUCGUUUUUCUCCCCCUCCUCUGUGUCGCUUAUUCCGCUCUCCCUCUUUCUUUGUGUUUGUGCUCAACGUCAAAGCAAAGCAAAACCCAC